UCUUUGCUGAGUAGGUAAUGCCUUCUUGUGCAAGGAUUGCACAUGAUGAAUUUAAGGUAUAAGCCUCUUCUGUUCACACUCUUCCUUUCUUUGUUCACUUUUCUUUCCUUUCCUCCCUCCCUCCCUUCCUUCCUUAGGCAUUAUGGACAGGAGAUGGUGAAGAUGUUGCUCAAUCAUCAAAAAUUUAAAAUGCUUUUGGAACGAUCUCUUUCCACCAGUGACCUGGAAGAUAUUCUGACAAGAAUGAAGAAGAAAGGGAUGGAAAACCAGAAGGCUGAACGCCCAUCUGUCAAGGAGCUGGUGAAGAAGAGGAACGAUGGCUCCAAGAAGCCCCAGGCCACAUUGUCUUCUAGCAAAUGGGUGAAAUCUACCUCUGAUGGAUGCCUCCUACACCGUGCACAAGCCCAGGUCACGUUACCUCCAGUUGAGGAAGAAACGGAGCUGCUCCAGAAGCUUUACAAUCUCCUGGAGGCCAAGGGGUUUCAGACGCGCAUGGAAGGAGUGUCACUCCUCCAAGACCUGUGCAAAACCAGCCCCCAGCUCAUCUCCACUAACAUUGUCCAGAUUUUUGAAUAUUUUGUCCUGAGAAUAUCUGACAGCCACAAGAAAGUGAAGCAGAAGGCACUGGACGUGCUGGCUGAAAUCACAGGCGUCCUGAAAGAUGCCUUGAACCCGGUGAUCAUUGGUUUGCUGGAAGGAAUAACGAAGAACCUGAACUCCAAGGAUCCCAGGGUUCGUGCCGCAGCUGUGAAAGCGCUGGAAGAAUCCAUUGCUCAUUUAGGUAAGGCUGAGCCCUGGCAUGGACUCUCCUCACCUGUGUCUCUGUCUCUCCGACACAAGAGAGUGCUGAGUGCCUUGAUAGCUGCUGUUGUCUGUGGAAAGCUCCAGCUGGCAUCCCCCAGAAGCUGUGCAGGUGCAGUCCUUAUGCACCAGUCCCCCAACAGGCUUGAACGUGAUCAGCAUUUCCCAAAAGUCCCAGGAGCCCUUGGCUCUGUGCUGCCUGUCUGAAGAGCAAGUCCCAGACUACAGCUUUGCUGCAGUUCAGAGGCAAAGGGGGUUUGGAGUUUGCUUGGGUCCCGUUUGACUUCCCAAAUGAAUAGCUUUGCUCUUGGCAUGAAGGGAGAGUGACCCAUCAGAGCUCCUGCAGAGCAGCCACCGGGAAUGCUCUACAUGAUAGGCAUUAGCUGCCUAUUUACCCCUUUUCUUCUUUGUCUUCUAUUUUCAAAGGGGAACUUAGGAUUCCCCAAGUUCAUUUCUUUAUAACAAAUAGGUAUAAACCCAGCUGUCAAUGAUGCCCUGUUCCACAUGUUGUUUUGCAUGGGGCAAGAUGUCUACAGCAGUUAACUACAUAGGCAAAGGCUGCUCUAAAUUCCUUUGCCACACAGAUUUAUGUCAGCUCUGAAAAUGCCACACUGGGGAAAUGUGCCUGAAAAUAGGAGUGUUGAAGAGGCAGGUGUUCAA
Passer domesticus (house sparrow) is the source of this 1461-nucleotide messenger RNA. RefSeq names its product TOG array regulator of axonemal microtubules protein 2-like. Gene Ontology annotation, biological process: microtubule cytoskeleton organization. Lineage: Eukaryota; Metazoa; Chordata; Aves; Passeriformes; Passeridae. The record is from RefSeq and is a predicted model, not a curated record. Gene Ontology annotation, molecular function: microtubule binding. The transcript has 4 exons. Bases 43 to 1008 code for a protein of 321 amino acids. Gene Ontology annotation, cellular component: cytoplasmic microtubule; cilium.